AUGUGGGACUUGGAUUUUUUUCUAAUUGCUACAAUUGAGAGUCUCCAUCAAAUAACUAUAGGUGAAUUGGUGUUCCUAUCAGAGCAAGAACUAGUAGAUUGUGUUAGAGGUGACAGUGAAGCUUGCCAUGGUGGUUUUGUGGAAAAUGCCUUUGAAUUUAUUGCCAAUAAAGGUGGAAUAACAAGUGAAGCAUACUAUCCUUACAAAGGAAAAGAUAGAAGUUGUAAUGUUAAGAAGGAGACUCAUGGUGUGGCACGGAAUAUAGGGUAUGAGAAAGUUCCUUCUAAUAAUAGUGAAAAGGCACUCCUAAAAGCUGUGGCAAAUCAACCAGUAUCAGUUUAUAUUGAUGCUGGAGCACCUGCUUACAAAUUUUACUCAAGUGGGAUUUUUAAUGCAAGAAAUUGUGGAACUCAUCUAGACCAUGCUGCUACAGUUGUUGGUUAUGGUAAACUUCAUGAUGGUACUAAGUAUUGGCUAGUAAAAAAUUCAUGGAGCACUGCAUGGGGUGAGAAAGGGUACAUAAGGAUGAAGCGAGACAUACAUUCCAAGAAAGGCUUAUGUGGAAUUGCUUCAAAUGCCUCUUAUCCAAUCGCUUAA
Molecule: messenger RNA, 597 nt
Organism: Glycine soja
Lineage: Eukaryota; Viridiplantae; Streptophyta; Magnoliopsida; Fabales; Fabaceae
Product: vignain-like
Exons: 1
Coding region: 1-597 (198 amino acids)
Cellular component (GO): lysosome
Molecular function (GO): cysteine-type endopeptidase activity
Source: RefSeq, a predicted model, not a curated record